CGACGCUGCCGGAUUGUAACUUUGUAAGUGGGUCGAGGUGUGGGACGAAACCCGCCGCUCGAUCCACCAAACAGAGAGAGAGAGAGAGAGAGAGAGAGAGAGAGAGAGAGAGAGAGAGAGAGAGAGAGAGAGAGAGAGAGAGAGAGAGAGAGAGAGAGAGAGAGAGAGAGAACAAGAAGAAGGAGAAGAGGAGGAAACUGGUGAACUGACGGACGCCUCCUCUGCGAGACAACAAAGGAUGCACGCUUGUCACCUCGAGUAUUUGCACCACCCCUGGAGGGAAAUAAGAAACUCGGAUAUAAAUCGGCUCAAACUUAGUUGUUUAUAGGAUUUAUCACCAUCCUUUGCAGCUUCUCCGCCACGUUUUGUUGGACAAAGCUAAUGUCGACCUGAAGAUCCGGGAGGACCCGACGGAUCCUCCGGGACACAGGUAGACGCACCGGGCUGGAGAUGUAGGCAUGGGAGGAUGCUGCAGGAGCCCUCGGACUUCAGUGCUGGAGCCUCGACGUUCGUGGCUCUCAGCCUCCAUUGAAUCCCGAAAGAAAACGCCUCCGUCCAUGAAAAAUAAUCCCUCCCUAUUGGCUGGAUCGCGGUGCACAUGCUAUAACAACAGGAUAUGCAAAGAGCUAUGGGCUGAUCUAAGAGCCUAUCAUGUUGUCCGCGUGCUUUUUUGACCCAGAACUGUAUUUGAUUUAUUAGGAUGUGACUCGUCUACUUGAAUCAAAUGGUUCAGAUGCAAUAAUACAACAUAAUAAUAAUAAUAAUAAUAAUAAUAAUAAUAAUAAUAAUAAUAAUAAUAAUAAAGAAUAAUGAUGAUGAUGAUGGUGGUGAUAAUGAUGAUGAUGGACGUGUCACAGUCAAGCUGAAGGCUGCUCUUGUUUGUGCCUGUGUAGUAAAGCUGCUGAAGAAUGUUUAAGUAUCGGAUCCGGAUGUUUUUCAAUGAACUCAAAGUGUUGUUCCUGAUGCGCUCCGGAUCCAGCAGCAGCAGGAGGACGGACACAGGCACAGACCCGGACACCCAGACCAGGAUGAGAGGGCUCGCCAUGCGGGGCUGCGGGUGGCCGCCUCUCAGCUGCUCCCACCGGGACGACGAGGAGGAAUAUUACGGCUCUGACCCGCGGCCACGCAGCCUGGCCUUUGAGAACAAUGAGGAUGGAGCCAAAGACAACAAGGACGGAGGCCUGGACGCAGCUUCCCUCCCGAGUCUGUCAGAGAGCGGGACUCGAUCACCGCAGUGCCGGAUCUGCUUCCAGGGCCCGGAGAAGGGGGAGCUGUUGAGCCCGUGUCGCUGUGCGGGCUCUGUGCGCUGCACCCACCAGUCCUGCCUUAUCCGCUGGAUCAGUGAGAGGGGCUCCUGGAGCUGUGAGCUCUGCUACUUCAAGUACCAGGUCCUGGCCAUCAGCACCAAGAACCCACUGCAGUGGCAGGCCAUCUCCCUGACCGUGAUCGAGAGGGUGCAGAUUGCAGCCAUUAUCCUGGGCUCUUUGUUCCUCAUCGCCAGUAUCUCCUGGCUGGUGUGGUCCUCUCUCAGCCCUCAAGCCAAGUGGCAGCGGCAGGACCUCCUCUUCCAGAUCUGCUACGGCAUGUACGGCUUCAUGGACAUAGUUUGUAUAGGCCUUAUAAUCCAUGAAGGAUCGUCUGUUUACCGGAUCUUUAAGCGCUGGCAGGCGGUGAACCAGAAGUGGAAAGUUCUCAAUUAUGAGAAAGCAAAGGAUUUAGAUGACCCCAUCGGUUCCAGCAGUAAAGGUCGUGUGGAGAGGAACCCCUCUAACACAGACCGCGGGCGGAGGACGGGUCGUCACGUCAGGACUAUUCUCAACCACCACUGUGGCUAUACUAUUUUGCACAUCCUCAGCCAGUUAAGACCCAACAACCUGCGCCAUGCCAACCAAGAGGUGGUCAUGAGGGUGACCACUGUAUGAGGCGGGGUUACACAGACAUAAACUCUCCCAUGAUUAAGGAGGAGAUCGAAGUGUUUGACUGGGAUUUUUCUUCUAUUUAAAUCCUGAUCUGUCACAUUAACACUGCCGUAAACUGCUAGUCUCUUUUUGAUUUUUAAUCUCAGAUUCUCCCUGAGCUCAGAGUGGACGAUUAGAGAGAUUUCUCAAAUUUGGACAAGGGGAGAAGGAGGCAAUUGUAUCUGAAUCUUCAGAGACAGAGACUGUGAAAACAUGAAAAAA
Molecule: messenger RNA, 2180 nt
Organism: Acanthopagrus latus (yellowfin seabream)
Lineage: Eukaryota; Metazoa; Chordata; Actinopteri; Spariformes; Sparidae
Product: E3 ubiquitin-protein ligase MARCHF9-like
Exons: 4
Coding region: 909-1922 (337 amino acids)
Biological process (GO): protein ubiquitination
Molecular function (GO): ubiquitin-protein transferase activity; zinc ion binding
Source: RefSeq, a predicted model, not a curated record